UUGCUGCUUGCAGAAUAGUAGUAAAUUAUGGAGAAUGGUGGUAGUGUUGACAGCAUCGGUGGAUUAGAUGGUGACUUCUGUUUACCGCAAGUCUUUUGAAGAAGUGCAUUUUGCAAUGCGAGUCCGCAGGGUUUAGCAAAUAGAGGAGCCAGAGAUCCAGUUCCUUAUGGCUGUGUAUGAUGAGAACCUCCUGAAGAACCCUUUUUACCUGGCGCUGGAGAAGCAGAGACCCGACCUGUGCAGCAGAGUGGCAGAGCUACAUGGCAUUGUUUUGGUGCCGUGCCGUGGAAGUCUAACCCUUAGUGCAUACACAGCAGCCCAGUUUGAAACCUAUGUUUUACACCCAUCUGGAGAAGGGUAUCAGACUGUAGAUGGAAAGGAGCUGACCAUCCAGGACAGCUUGGUGAGACUGGGCUUGGGGUUCCAGGCCCCAGCCAAUGUGCCCAUCCUGUUUGAGGAGACCUUCUACAAUGAGAAGGAGCAGUGCUACAGUAUCCUCUGUAUCGCCAGGCCCAUCGACACUGACCAAAGCCCAGUGGAGGUGACCCCCAGCCCGGCCCCGUACUAUCUGAAGAAUGUGGAGGAUGUCAGGGAGUUCCUGGGCCACCAUGUUGAGAAACUGGACAAGUUCAUCAGCAGCUUCUGCCACUCAUUUAAGGAGCAGGAAAAGAAGGGACUGCGUCACCACAUCGACUCUGUGAAUUCUCUUUAUACUAAAUGUCUUCAGUGCCUGUUGAGAGACUCGCGCCUGAAAUUGCUGGUGAAACAGGAGCUCCAGAUGACUCUCCUCAAACAGGCGGCUGAGAUGUAUAUACAUCAUGGUAUCCAUGAUUUCAUCUUUAAUUUUGUGGGGACUCUUGAAGCCAGCCAGGAUUCUGCCUUCAACAAAACCACCAGAGGUCUGCAGGACCUGCAGCAGAAAGACUUUGGGGUCAAAUCUGAAUUUAGUAUAAAUAUCCCUCGGGCCAAGAGAGAGCUGAGCCAGUUGAACCACUGCACCUCUCCUCUACACAAACUGCUCUGUCUCAGGAAGGUGUCUCUCACAAUCAUGCAGUCCCCCAGCCACUUGGUUAGCUUAGAGUCUCUGUGUGCAGACGACCUUCUGUCUGUGAUUCUGUACUUACUGGUGAAGACGGAAAUCCCCAAUUGGAUGGCCAACCUGAGCUACAUCAAGAACUUCCAUUUCUGUAACUCCACCAAGGAGGAGCUGAGCUACUGGCUGACGUCGUUCCAGGCCGCCGUGGAGUUCAUCAGCCAGGGAAACUUCAACCUGAGCCAGGGACGCGUGGGCUUAGGGGACCUGAACGACAAAGUGCAUUUCACCCAGACGAUAAACCUGCUCUCCCAGAACUCUGCUACCCCCAUAGACUGUCUGUUUCAGCACAUAGCCAAUGGUAACGAGGUAGAGGUCCAGCGUGUGUUGAGUGAGAACCAGAGUGACAGGGUAAAGGGGUGCCACCCCCUCUGCUCCUGUGACCACUGUGAGCUCCGUCUCUCUGGGAGCCUGAAUGACCCCUCUAUCAUAACGCCCUUCUCUCGGGACGACAGGGGAUACACACCACUUCACGUCGCUGCUAUCUGCGGUCAGUCCCUGUUGAUCGACCUGCUAGUGUCUAAGGGAGCUCUGGUGAACGCCACAGACUACCAUGCCCUCUCACCCCUACACCUCUCCUGCCAGAAGGGCUACCAGCGAGUCACGCUGCUGCUCUUGCACUAUAAGGCUUUCUCCGGUGCCCAAGAUAACAAUGGCAACACUCCUCUGCACCUGGCCUGUAUGUACGGACACGAGGAUUGUGUUAAAGCCCUGGUGUACUACGACCUGCACAUGUGCCGUCUGAACAUCCAGAAUGACAAAGGUGACACCCCCCUGCAUAUCGCAGCCCGGUGGGGCUAUGAGGGCAUCAUUGAGGUGCUGUUGGAGAACGGAGCCAGCACCACCAUCUACAACAAGGUCAACGACUCUCCACUACAAUGUGCCCUCAACUCUAAGAUUCUGACGCUAUUGGAGUUGUCCCACAACAGCUCUCAUAGAAGAGAGAACAAUGAUUCCCCAAACCGUUCCCCCCAGGCCUCUGACUGCAGCAGCCGCCGCUCCUCUGUUUCCAGCACCACCUCCCAGAGCUCCGAGGCCAGACCCGACGGAGACAGGGUCCGACACAAAGAGGUGGAGAAGUUGCUUCGUGCGGUGGCGGAUGGAGACAUUGAGAUGGUGCGGUACCUGUUGGAGUGGUUGGACGAGGAACCAGAGGAGCAGCAUACAGGGCUGCCAUCCUGGACAGAACUGUGCCACCCGCUGUGCCAGUGUCCACACUGUGGACCAACACAGAAGAAGUUGGCGUGCCUGCAGGCCAGUGGUCUGAGUGUGAACAGCAGUAGUGUGGAUGGCUUCACUCCCCUCCACGUCGCAGCGCUCCAUGGUCACACGGCCCUAGUGUCCCUGUUCAGCCGCCACGAGGCCAAUGUUGAUGCACGCAACAGUCAGAGCGCCACGCCACUGCACCUGGCCAGCCAGAACAACCACAUACAGGUAGUGACAUCACUGCUGGAGUGCAACGCCAAGCUGAAUAAGAAGGAUCACUAUGGCAACACCCCUCUCAUCCACGCCUGCCUCAGAGGUCACCUGGACACAGCCACCAUCCUGCUACAGAGCAAUGCGUCAGUGAACCUGUCCAACAUCCAGGGGAACACGGCCCUGCAUGAGGCUGUGAGGGGAGGUCACCUGGCUCUGGUGGAGCUGUUACUGCAGGCUGGAGCAAUGGUCCACAUGAGGAACCGAAGACAGAGGACAGCACUGGACUGUGGGAAGGAGACUGGGGGCAAGAACACUGAAAUCCUGAGGAUUCUUCAGAAGGCUUCUGGACUCUCCCCUGAUGCUGAACCAAUCAAACUGCUCUCUGUGCCCAAGGGGGCUUUGGCCCAUUCAUUUGUCCAGAGGUUCAAGCUCCAUCAGCAUAAUACCAAUGGAAGAUGUCAGAAGCUGGCCCAGUCAAUCAGCAGAGUUCAGCAGAUGAAGAAAGGUCUUCCCAGGGACACCAGUGUGCCUUCCAUCAACUCACCCACUGCCCAGAGGAGGAAGCUGAGGCGUGGGGUGACCCUGGAGAGCAGUGGGCCUUUCAGCAUCUGCUCCAGCCCAGAGGGAAGCCCCCCGCCUGGGUACCACAGGGACAAAGAGAGGGUCCUGAGCCACUGUCACACCGUGGACACAGAGCACCCCUCAUUCCCUCAGCGGGCCCGGGACCUGAGGCACACAGGAGAGGUUGAGGUGGACACACAUGUAGCCGAAGACCCUUCAGACACUCCCGGUGAGCCUGACAUACACACACCUGACGUGUCAAGUACACAGCUGAUGACCGUUCAAAUACACACACACACAGCCAACGACCCCUCUAAUACCCUACAAACAACCAGCAGCGACCUGUCACACACACCUAGCCAAGUCAAUGAAGGAGACUAAGACCGAGAAGGACAUGAAAAAGAUGUCCUCACCAGAUACAGAGUUACAGUGGAGAAGAUACUGUCCAGAGGCUGGUAGAAGACCUGGUGGGAGAAAUGGAGAUCCUCUAAGGAACGGAUGGAUGGUUGAGGCAGAUCCCAGACGGGAGAACUUACACAGUGGGUUAACCAGAGAUGAGUGGAGCUUAGUUCUCGUUACAGAAAGAUAACUUCUAUACUGACUGUUAUGGAAAGCACUUUUUCACCUUGCCUUCAGGAAAAAGGGUAACAAAUCAUGUUAAUUCAACUUCAUGCGAAUGUCAUUCCUAUUUUAGUACAUUUUUAUUUGUUUGCUCACUCUUCUAAAAGAGAGUAGAUAGAACGUUCUAACUGACAUUAUAGCAUAUCACGAUGAAGAAAGUUGUUUUACUUGAUGGGAUCAUCCUCGUCUAUGCUCCUCUUACAUCUGCCAGAGUUUUAUUUCAACACGUACAAUCAGGACUCUGUUUUUAUUCCUAACUAUUUCGUUUUUUUAUUACACUUCUCAGGUUUGGAUAUCAUUUUUAAUUGACUGCGUUAGUUAUUCCCUUUUUUAGAGAACCAAUUCUCCUUUUCAACCCAUCUAUAACACAUGGCCUCCCUGGUGUGACAUCUGAAUGACUAUGCACAGUAAGGCCACACUUGUAUCGCAGUGAAUGUCACUUUUCUUGGUUGCUCUGUAGGUAGAGGGAGCAAUGUAUACACACAUCUAUAUACAGUGAGUAGCUCAAUUUGUUGACUCCAGAAAUUGUACUGUAGUUGUACUGCAUUUGAGAAUAUAGUACCACAACUGCCAUAGUUAAUGUCUAUCAUCUUUACUGUAUUCUGAUGUCACACAUGCCAUGGAAAUGGGUAGAUAUGUAACCUGUAGAAAACAAUAUAAUGCAAAAAGUGCUUAUCAUUCAGCAGAAAAUUCCGUUUCACCUCUGUGGCAGUUGAUUCUGCCAAGCAAGGCCAUAUAGGACCCAACCGAUGCUAUUGGGAGUUUGCACUUUACUCCUACCAUUUUUUGUUUUCUGUCAACAACACUCUGAAAUGUCUGUAGCUCUUUUUGAAUUGACAUUAAUUGAAAUAAUCGUUAUCCAGCACAUACAGUAUAUUUAACACAAACGACUAGCAUCGAUCAGCGUACGGAUGUAUUUUUAUUUCAAGGUGACCGUUUUGGUAUAUGCUGUAGUAGUUAUCCACUCCAAUUUCAAUGUUAAUUUAUGUACUAAAGUAUUUUAUUUUGAAUGUUGAGGCAGUGGACAAUAAAUAAACCCAUGAUCUAUUGUCA
Salmo salar (Atlantic salmon) is the source of this 4747-nucleotide messenger RNA. RefSeq names its product ankyrin repeat domain 27 (VPS9 domain) (gene ankrd27). The record is from RefSeq and is a predicted model, not a curated record. Gene Ontology annotation, cellular component: early endosome; tubular endosome; late endosome. NCBI's taxonomy places the organism in Eukaryota, Metazoa, Chordata, Actinopteri, Salmoniformes, Salmonidae. Gene Ontology annotation, biological process: neuron projection morphogenesis; early endosome to late endosome transport. Gene Ontology annotation, molecular function: SNARE binding; guanyl-nucleotide exchange factor activity.